Molecule: messenger RNA, 931 nt
Organism: Lindgomyces ingoldianus
Lineage: Eukaryota; Fungi; Ascomycota; Dothideomycetes; Pleosporales; Lindgomycetaceae
Product: acyl-CoA N-acyltransferase
Exons: 2
Coding region: 73-696 (207 amino acids)
Molecular function (GO): acyltransferase activity, transferring groups other than amino-acyl groups
Source: RefSeq, a predicted model, not a curated record
UCUUGAGUCCACGACCUCUACACCGCAAUACGAUGGACUCAAGCAUCAAUUUUUCUCUGAACUUUAGUGAAAAUGGUAGUCGUCGAUCCAAGCAUUAUCGCGAGGUCUGAGAGGCUGCUCAUCAGGCCUCUUGUCAUGGACGAUGCGGAAGACAUUGUAUUAAUGCGGUCCAACCCGGAAGUUAUGAAGCAUACACCCUUGAAACCCACCAACGACAUCGAAAAGUCUAAAGAAUGGAUCCAGGGCUGUCACGACCGUGAAAACUGCUGGAACUUUUGCAUCGAGCUCCUUCCCUCCUCAUCCUCAUCCUCAUCCCCAACUCCAACUCCAACUCCCAUCACAGGACCCCGCGUCAUCGGCAUGAUUGGAGCCGUUCGUGCCCCUGAAGUGGGAUAUAUGCUGAACCACAAUUACUGGGGCAAGGGAAUUGCAACAGAAGCUCUUCGAGCUUUCAUGCCGCUGUUCUGGAACCAUUAUUCUGGCGGCAAACAAGGCAGGUUUGAGUAUGCAGAAGCUCAUACGGACCCGGAGUUGGUUUCGAGCCAGAAUGUGCUGAAGAAGGCCGGGUUUGAGUUGUUCGAGGUUAGGGAGAAGGAUUUUGAGAAUCCGAUUUUGGGGUUGAGGGAUACUAUGGUGUUUAGGAUGGUGAGACCGGGGAGUGGUAAUGGGGAGAGGGCUCCUGCUGCAGCAUCCUAGGAUGGAACUGUGGACUACUGGCCUUUGCGGAUAUGAGAUGGAGCUGAAGGCAUAUUCGAAAAGUAAACAUGGAUUGGAUUAUUGUUCUGGCUUGUUGCUAGAAUUGCGUACUCUAUGGAACGGAUACAGACCCCUGGCGUGUUUUUCAUCGUUCUGAGAGACUACGCCUUCCUUGCCACACCUGGGUACAUCCGUUUACCUAAGUAGGUGCAAUAGUAGAGGAGCGAUGUGGACG